Molecule: messenger RNA, 2415 nt
Organism: Symbiodinium pilosum
Lineage: Eukaryota; Dinophyceae; Suessiales; Symbiodiniaceae
Source: the annotation of a GenBank genome assembly
AUGACCACGGUCCCUUGCGGCAUCUUCGAUGACCCCAAGCUCGUGGCAGACGUGAACGAGGCUGUGGCCACGAUCAAGAAGGCCAUGGUGCAGAUUGGUGAGCUGUCAGCCUCAAUGACUGCUCUCAACGUCAACCAGAUGACCCGAUGGAUCAACACCAAGGAGGAGCAUGCCGGCAAGAUUAUCACCCUGAUGUCGGAGUACUGCCUCUGCCAGCGCAUCAAGCCCGUGAGUGACCCCAAGACGCCUUUCUCCAGCGAGGCUGACUACAUUGCAGCACUCCAGUCCCAUCACCAGGUGAUGCUCGCGGCUGUGAAGUGCAAGCAGAAUGUCGACCCGGCCCUUGCAGACACCCUUGCUGGUGCGGUGGCCGAGAUGAGCAAGAUGUACUGGGGUCUGUCGGACCCGGAGUUUGUCCUCAAAACCAUGAGCAACUCGAAGCCCUGCGACAUGAUGAAGGUUGUGGACAGCUUCCGAAAAGAUGAGGAGGCGCACUUUGUACUUGUGCAGAAAGCACCGAAGAACAUCACCCUCCUGGACAAGGAAUAUGCUGACAUUCUCCCGAAGACCGGCAAAUGCCUUAGCCUAGCCUUGUUGGAGUCCCAGAAAGCUGGGACAGAUUUUGCGUCGACCCUAGCUGCUGAGGAGGCGGAGGCCGCGGCCGCAAGUGCUUCGACUACAACUGCCCUGCCAGGCGCUGACGGAUCGCUGGCGGAACAGAUGGUCAUCUUUCCGGGCCUCUUUGAGUUCAUGACACAACGAGACAAAGAUGUGAAGCAGCACUUAAAACGCACGAAGCUGCGAAGCCUUUGUGUCUACUUGAUCCUUGCGAUUCUCAGCGUCUGCAAUGUGUAUCUCCUGCGCCCAUCGGGUGAAGGGUACUACUGCACCAAAGGUGUCUCGGAGCUCUUGGCAGGAGGCGUGCACUCCCAGCCCCUGGAGACCAUCAGAGACAUCCCGGAAGUCUGGGAGUGGCUGGAGAAGACCCUGGUGGCAGAGGUCUUCACCGACAACUCGACAUUGCGCCGAAGCAACUACCUCGUUGGCUACCUGCAGGUGCGCCAACAGGAGGUGGCUGCUCCUUCUGCUCUCCACUGCAAGGGUAUCGAGGAGAGCAACGGCAACUUCUCCUGUGUGCGGGUGAAGUACGAGGAGAACAGUGCGAUGCAGAAGGAACAUGCCUUGCUGAAAGCUUACUGGCUUGACAAGCUCGGCCAGGACGGGAGGUCUGUCCAUACGAAACCCUGGGAGCAUCAUCGGCCUUCGCACAGUACUUCAGGUGCAGCUUCGAAAGCUGCAUCUUACGAGCACGCUGACCCAUCAGGAUUUCGCUUGGAGUACAAUCUGCAGUACACGCCAUUGAGUGAGGUGCGCGUGGCGUUCUUGCAGGACAUGGCCUUCCUACGUUCGGCAGGGUGGAUUUCAGCACAAACUCGGGCUCUUCACAUCAGCUUCGUCUCCUACAACGCUGCAUACCUCAAAUGGAUUUGGAGUCGGUUCACUUUUGAGCUCAGCGCGUAUGGAACCAUCCACGCAAUGUCGAGCAUCCAGCUGUACCGGCCACGUGUCUUUGACUAUGGCUUGGAGACGGACUUGCUUUUCACUGAUGUUAGCAGGUUCGUGCUGGUGUUUUACAUCCUCUUUCAGGUCUACUGGGAUUUCAGCUACGCACAGCAGAAGAAUGGAGUGGGUUGGAAACACCUCGUCACAGCGCAGGCUUUGGCCGACGCAGUGAUCGUCAUCCUCUUCAUCGUCGUGUUUGCAUUGCGGAUGUCUUACUUGCGAAGUGAGUCGACUGUGGGCUACACGGUGUCUCACGUCAUCUCCUUCCAAGAUGCUGGCCGCAUGGCCGAAUAUUAUGCCUUGCAUGCUAUACUGGACACCGUCUUGAUGGCCCUAUGCACCUACAGAUUCUUCUAUUUCCUGCGGGUGAACCGUCAGGUGUACAUCUUGUGGGCGACGGUGCACCGUGCCUUCCGGGUAGCUUCGAGGCUGGUUCUUUUGUUAGCGCUGCCCGUGCUUGUGGGCUUCGUUCUUUGCCACAUGGCUGUGGCAGGCCCAUCCGUGGAAAGUGGUAGGACUUUUGGGGGCUCUUUUGCCCGGACCUUGAUACUACUUUUUGGCGACAACAAAGCAGUGGUCGAGUACGAGCCCAACCGCUUUUACGAGCUGGCUUACAAUGUGGGCUUGUUCUACAUGGGAAGGCUGGUUAUCGCCAACACGUGGACUGCCAUUCUGAUGCAAGAGUAUCAGAAGACACGCGUGGCUGCCGGUCAUGAUCCGAAGCGCUACCGAUGGAAGGAGUUUGACUGGGUUGACUGGAUUCUCGCCUGGCCUCUGAAGAACCUCUACUUGCGCCUUCGGCCCUCUAUACGGCCCGUCAAGCGUUUUCACGACGAUGAUAGCCUUGAAUGA